Molecule: messenger RNA, 3318 nt
Organism: Manis pentadactyla (Chinese pangolin)
Lineage: Eukaryota; Metazoa; Chordata; Mammalia; Pholidota; Manidae
Gene: BANK1
Product: B cell scaffold protein with ankyrin repeats 1
Exons: 17
Coding region: 243-2609 (788 amino acids)
Biological process (GO): negative regulation of phosphatidylinositol 3-kinase/protein kinase B signal transduction; negative regulation of B cell activation; B cell activation
Molecular function (GO): signaling receptor binding; protein tyrosine kinase binding
Source: RefSeq, a predicted model, not a curated record
GAACAGGACCCGCGCGCGUCGGGAGCAUCCGAAGCUCCGGACCAGGAGGCCAGAGCAAGCCCCAGCAGUUUCACUUCCUGCGGGCGCCCAGCAGAGCCAGGCCGGGCCGCGUUUCCGGAGACCUGGGCCGCUCCGCCUGCGGUGGGAAGCGGGCCGAGGAGCGCGGGGGCCGAGGCUGGAGCCCACAGCGCCUCAGCCCCGGAGAGUCCGGCCUCGGCGGUACCCGGGCGGCCGCCGCCGCAAUGCUGCGCGCAGCGCAGGGCGAGGCGGGCGGGAGCCGGGAGCGGCCCCGCUGCGGCCCAACGCCCCCAGAAAAUACAAAAGACAUCAUAAUGAUAUAUGAAGAAGACGCUGAGGAAUGGGCUCUGUACUUGAGGGAAGUUUUUUUACAUGUUGUGAAAAGGGAAGCAAUCCUGUUAUAUCGCUUGGAGAAUUACUCUCUUCCGGAUUUAGAAUUGCUGAGUUUAAACUCUUACAAAUGUAAACUUUUGAUCUUAUCAAAUAGUCUGCUUAAAGACCUAACUCCAAAGAAAUGUCAGUUUCUGGAAAAGGCACUUCAUUCUCCAGAAAGUGUGGUUACUCUGCUGUGUGGAGUGCAGAGUUCAGAUCAGCUCUACAAGUUAUUAAACAUCCCUGGAGGCACAUGGGAGAUCUCAACUGAGCUGGAGCCUGGAAGCUACAUCUCUGUCAUCAAGAGUAUCAUUUUCAGAGGUAGUUCUGAGGAAUACCUUACAGUCAGUACUCCAACAGUCUCAAGAGUAGAACAUUCUGGAGAAAUAAGUGAGAGAAAUGAAUUUGAAAAAUUACCAGAAUCUUCAGGGAGCCCCAGACCACUGGCAAUCGUGCUUCCCACUGAAAUUCCAUGUGAGAAUCCUGGUGAAAUAUUUAUUAUUUUGAGAGAUGAAGUAAUUGGUGAUACUGUGGAGGUUGCGUUUACAUCCAAUAACAAAUGCAUUAGAACACAGCCAGCCCGUUGGAGUAAGACAGUCUGGUGUAUAAAAGCUUUAGAUUUUCCAGCUGGCUCUGUCAAUGUCCAUAUCUACUGUGAUGGAAUCAUUAAGGCCACAACAGAGAUUAAAUACUAUACUACAGCAAAGGCUGUGGGAUGCCAAUCAAGAGUGGCAGGUUCAGGAGAUGGUGUAUGCCAGCAGAAUGGCAUUGACCAACUUGAUGAUGUUCUUACGUACAUAUUCAAACACGAGAUACCAUAUUAUGAGUUCCGAUUACUCCAAACUGAAAUUUGCCCUCUAAAAGAAUAUACUCAUUUCAAAGAACUUCCAACUCUUCUCCACUGUGCAGCAAAAUUUGGUUUAAAGAGCUUGGCUCUUCAUUUGCUUCAGUGUUCAGGAGCAACCUGGACUUCUAAGAUGAAAAAUUUGGAGGGUUCAGAUCCAGCACACAUUGCUGAAAAGCAUGGUCACAAAGAACUCAAGAAAAUCUUUGAAAAGUUUUUGAUCCAAGAAGUUAGCAGAAAUAAUGAGCAAGAAAGUGACUAUGAAGAGGAUAUUACCUCGUUGUCUAUGUAUUUAUCUGCCAUGCAGAGCCCUGCACUUCAUCAAGAAAGCAGGCAGGCACACAGGCAGAGCAUGGGAGCUGAGGAAAGUGAAAUGGCAAAGGAAGAAAAAGAGAAGGAAUCGGUCACGGAGGCCAGCCCCAGCCUACCAGAGGUUGGCAGUGGGAGUUCUGAGAAUGAGUAUGAUGAUGACUUAUAUGUGUUCAUUCCUGGAGACAAUCCAGAAAAUAAUUCGCAAGAGCCAAUCAUAAGCAGACCGCCUCUGCCCCUGCCCCGACCUGGAACUGCUGCCUUCCAAUUGGAAAAACCUCACUUCAUGUUACAAGGGAAAAUGUUGGAAGGCCAAAUGGGAAGAAGUCAAAGUUGUUGUGAUCCCAGUGCAAGACAGGAAACAACAGUUGAAUCCAAAGGAGAAGAAAAGAAGGAUGAAAAGGAGCAAGAUGAGGAGGAAGAUCCAUACACUUUUGCUGAGGUUGAUGACAGUGAAUAUGACAUGAUACUGGCCAAUAUGAGUAUCAAGAAAAAAACUGGAAGCCGUUCUUUCAUUAUAAACAGACCUCCUGCCCCCACACCUCGGCCUACAAAUAUCCCUCUGAGAGAAGAAACCACACCUUACAUAGCUCAAGUGUUCCAACAAAAGGCAGCCAGAAGACAAUCUGAUGGUGACAAGUUCCAUGGUCCUAAGAAACAAGACAGAGCUCGGACGGAGAGUCAUACCAUUUCCAAUGUAAGGGGCUGCCUCGCUGCUAGUCAGGAAGAACUCAUCCUCCUGCAAGAGAAAGUCAAGAAUGGGAAACUAUCUGUGGAUGAAGCCCUAGAGAAAUUUAAACAUUGGCAGAUGGAAAAGACAGAGCUGGAAAUGAUUCAGCAGGAAAAACUACGUAACCUUCGAGAUUGUAUUGUUGGGAAAAGGCCAGAAGAAGAAAAUGUUUACGGUAAGCUCACCAUUGUGCACCAUCCAAAUGGUAAAGAAAGUGCCCACAAUGAAAACAUGUUAUAUAACACACCCUUCCACAGUAAGCUUCCUACUCAACUCCACGAUGAAAGGAAUUUGGUUUCUGUUGCAGGAAAGAUCACUAAAAGCAGGUUAUUAUAAUGAAACUCAAGAAUGUGCAGACACUGUGCUUUCUGGGUGAAGCAAGCUUGUAUUUGGAUUGCCUACUGUCUUCAGGGAAAAUCUAUACUAUGAAAGCAGAAGCAAGCCUCUGAUUUCAGAAUUUGUUAUUGCCACAAUGUAUUGGCAUCACACCUGCUGCAGAUGGGUCUAUCAUGAUUAAAACUGAAUGCCGUAGAGCAAUUAAUUGCAUUCUUUGAAAACUCAUUCAUUUUACAAAGCAUUUUCCACUGAAGCAGCUAUUUCCCAUUUGGAAAAUUGAAGGAAAACAAAAUCAAAGUAGUUAAAUGCUCUGUAGCAAAGGGCCUCUUUCAGGCACUGACCUUACUACUUGACUGCUCCUGUCCCAAGAAAAACCAUGCAAAUGCAAAUUUGUUUCGUACAGACGUGCCUUUAAGUGGCAGGUCCAUUUGCUGAAUUUCUCACAUUCAGAGCUCUAAUUAUUAUUGUCACAUGUUUGCAGAAACCUUGCCUUAUUUAGUACCUAUUUGCAUAUAACCUUGAGAGCAUUAUUUUUUUAACUUUCUAUAUCUCAAAUUAAUAUACGUUUCCUAUAUUCUUUAUUAAAAUGCUUAGAAUUUCAUUAUCCUAUUUCUUAGACACAAUUUACUAAAAGUAUUCUUAGAAUGCAGUUUUAUCAUUCUAUCUUUUCCAUGGCCAACUGCUGCAAAUAAAAUCAAUAUUAAAGCUA